Messenger RNA from Pseudozyma hubeiensis SY62, 3315 nucleotides. Its product is annotated as potential esterase/lipase. The transcript has a single exon. Gene Ontology annotation, molecular function: hydrolase activity. The record is from RefSeq and is a predicted model, not a curated record. Lineage: Eukaryota; Fungi; Basidiomycota; Ustilaginomycetes; Ustilaginales; Ustilaginaceae. Bases 1 to 3315 code for a protein of 1104 amino acids.
AUGCCGGACGGCCAACCGUCAUCGCCAGCCUCUCCGGCGAGGCGAGAUGACUCGGCGCUGCUCUCGACACACGUAAUCCCGCACUCGGCUUCCGAGCCAUCGAAACUCUCAUCAACACUUUCUGGCAACUCGAAUUCCUCAGAUGGUGCAGCGCACAAUUUUGCCAAGCAAGACGGCUCCUUACAACAGCCCACGCCUGCCUCUCCAAUCCAGUCCGAUCUUGCCGAGACCACAUCACCACCUCCGCUCUCCGAAUCUGAACAGCAGGCAUUCUCCUCUCUCUUUCCCAACGGUUCAUCCAACGACCGUGAAGUAGCCGCCUACACCGCCGCCGCCCCCGCUCGUGGUCGCAACCUGGAUCAGCACGGCGAACUCCAGGAUGAGUUCGACCCCAACCGUCGCACCUCCGUACCAACCCCGGCUACCGUCCUUAAGAAUCUACCAGGUGCAGCGACAAAGACGCUCACCGCAACAACAGCUGCUCCUGCGAGGACGCUCGACUCGAUCAGGAACAAGCUGCAGAGUCCUAGUACGGGUACAAAGAGCAAAAGCGAGAUACCGCAUUCAUUGAGUAAGCUGGAACACGAUUUGAGGCAUAACGCACAUGCACCUGGCAAUCUGGAUGCAGACGCUUCCUCGCAGAAAGAGCUGGUUGGUGGCAAGCCGCCUUCCAAGUCGAGCUCGUUCAGCUCCUUGUUUAGGGGCAAGUCGAAGAAGAGCGAACGAGCGUCGGCGCUGAUGAAACGUGGACGGGAGAGGUCGAGUUCAGGUUCAACGAGAUCGAACUCCAUCUUUCCACCGCAUGGAGCGACAGCUCAUACCCAGGACCGGCCAGCCACUGCCAUUCAGGAGGACGGAGAGCUAGGGAAUAGGACACCAGUGGAAGAGGAGGAGGAGGAGGAAGACGACGACGUGGUGCAGCAAAGGAUCUAUGACCAGCAAAAGAGGCUGGAAGAAUUGGACGAGGCUCAGACAGUCGGCUUGUUGAGGACGCAGCAGGAAGCAGGGAUCGAGCCGAUUCAGUCUCCUGAAGAACCGACUAAGCCGUCUUGGCUGGUGGGGUUGCCGCUCUUUGGGAAUGGGACGGGAUCGGCAAAAGACAAGCACGGUGAUGGCGGUCAAGACGAAGGACAGGCUUCGAGACGGAGCAGUUUCCGGCGUAGCAGCAUUCAUCGUCGAGGCCGCGACGCAGGCGAGGGCCAAGAUGACGACGUAACAAGUUCGAAUGGUCUGCGUCGAGGACGUUCCGCUACAGCUGCACGAUCCGCCUCGGCCUCUCGCGCGCCGCGAAGCAAAAGCCGCCCAAAAGCCUUACUCGACCGACGUCACAGCACCGGUCUUCACCCACCUCGCCGCAACUCGACCACCUGGACAUCCAAGCUUCGCACCAAGAUCCCCAUCAAAGAGUUCCCCUUGCAAGGCUCCGGUCGCGAAUCCGAAUUCAAUCAAGAAUGUCCGCUCUGGGCACGUCAACCGUACAAGUACAUGUACUUUUCCUACUUUGGCCUCAGCGUCGGUCUCUACUACCUGCCGCGAUGGGCCAUCUCUUCGAUCCUACCCUCGCAUCGAGGUCGACCCGAUUGGAGCUGGAAGAAAGCCACCAUGGUCAAACUCUUUCGCCACGGUACAAAGUUGACCUUCCGCACGAGAACGAGUUUGGGCAGGGAUCUGCAGAAGGAGGUGCCACACAGCAAGACGGUGAGGUGCAAGUUCACGUGGGUCAAGCCGGUAGGGGACGAGGAUGUGAGGGGCGAGUUGAGUAGGGCGAUGGAGAUCCAGAAGGUGAUGCCGCAGAGGACGUGUGGGUUUUGGUACGGAGAAGUGGGCAAGCCGGCCAAGCAGGCCAAGCGCAACGCCAAGCUCAAGAACGAUGCUCCGGCAGCGCACGACCACACGCCCAGUCAGGAGGGAUUGCAGAAUGCAUUGCGAGCGUCGUCGGGUACUAGCUUGGGAGCUGGAUCACAGAACAGCGAUACGGGAUCCGGGUGGGAAGUGAAAGGCGGCGUCGGUCGAAGUGCAGAGCCGGGCGAAAAGGUGUUGUACCAUCUGCACGGUGGUGCGUAUUGGAUCGGCACGGCUCACGAAAAAGAUGUCACUGCGGCGGUCAACACCGAGAGUCUGAGAUACAUGGCAGAGAUCUACAAGUCUAGAGAGGCUGCUCAGCAGAGCGCUGAUGGCUCGGCAUCUUCGUCGUCAUCUUCCAACUCGGCCUACAGUGGCAAGCUGCUGCGAUCCUUCAGUCUCGACUAUCGCCUCUGCGUACCCGGUCGACCUCGUGCUGGCUCGUACCCAGCUGCGCUGUUGGAUGCGCUCUCUGGCUACCUCUAUCUGGUGCGCGAUCUGAACUUCGCGCCCGAGAACAUCAUCAUUGCGGGCGAUUCUGCGGGAGGCAACCUGGCGCUAGCGCUCUGUCGCUACUUGCGCGACGAGGGGCCUAGCAUCGCUGCGCAACCAGGCGCGCUGCUGCUCAUGUCGCCCUGGGUCGAUGUCUCGCGCUCGCACUCGGGCCCCACGGGGGCACCCAACCUCGACUCGACCGUGUUCCUGAACCAAGACUCGGACAUCAUCAGCUCGAUGAUCGCAUUCCGCAACACAGCCGUCUCGGCGUUCCUCGGCAAUCUCCCCGCACGCGAAACGUACCGCAACCCAUACAUGUCUCCCGUCUCGCUGCAAUUACCGCUAGAACGAGGCGGCAAAGCUCCGCAUUGGGGGUUCCACGGCUUCCCCAAGAAGAUCUACAUCACCACCGGAUCGGCCGAGAUCUCGUACGACCAGCACCUGACGCUUGCACACAGGUUGGCGGGUGGAACGCGCAAGGGUAGACCGGUGUACAGCGGCGACAAGUUGAGCGCGGGAUGCAAUGCGAGGGAGAUGGCGGAGAGGAGGGGUAGACCUAGGCCCAAGGAGCUGUUGGAUGCGGAGCAGGCGGGGAUGGGUGUGACGCCGAUGGAGGAGCUGCAGGGGUGGGAGUUGGGCGCGCAGGAGGGGGAAGGGUAUGUGACCAAGGUCGUCGAUGGCGAGCCGAGGGAGGGCAAGCGACCCGAGUUGGAGAGUCGAGAUACGACGCUGUUGGGCGAAAACCGGGGUGGCGACGGCGAUGCCGGUGCAAACAGCCAAGAUGGUCCGAGCAAAGCAGCAGCGGGGAAGAGAAGGCUUCACGCAGCGCCACCCCCGGAACCCACCGAGAAGGAGGACCGCCAAGUGAUACUGGACGAGGUCAAGGAUGCGGUGCACGAUUAUCUGCUGUUCAAGUGGUUCGAACCGGAACGCUCUUCGACGUGGAGGAGGAUCGCCGAGUGGAUCGAUGACGUUUGA